Messenger RNA from Lampris incognitus (smalleye Pacific opah), 2306 nucleotides. RefSeq names its product Ras association domain family member 9 (gene rassf9). The transcript is spliced from 2 exons. Gene Ontology annotation, biological process: signal transduction. The coding region runs from base 213 to 1526 and encodes 437 amino acids. Lineage: Eukaryota; Metazoa; Chordata; Actinopteri; Lampriformes; Lampridae. The record is from RefSeq and is a predicted model, not a curated record.
CAGGUGAAAGGGGGCAGAGUUUAGCCCCUGUGCAGAGAGGCGAGACCUCCGUGUUAGCGCCGUCCUCAUUUCCAAACGGGCCGGCCUCCAUGAGGAGCGACUAGCAACCCGGGACACCCGUCAAACUUUCCCCGACACGCGGCGGCAGAGAGUGUCCGCCGUCCCGCCAUGCCGGGAGAGUAGAGCUGCUCUGCGUCGUGACGGUCUGAGUUAUGGCUCCGUUUGGCAGAAACUUCCUGAAAGCGCGCCUGAAAAACAGGACAAAAGAUGCAGAGUCGGUGGUGGGGAAAGAGAUUCAGGUUUCAGUCUGCAAUGAGGAGAAGGUCGUUUGUGGAGUGACCAAGCACACAACAUGUGCUGACAUGGUUCAGGCUCUACUAGAUGACCACAACACCUUCCCAGAGAGCAAGCGGCUGCUGCAUGGGGACCCCAAAGACUUCUGUCUCAUAGAGCGCUGGAAGGGCUUUGAGAGGCCCCUGCCACCUCUUACCCGCAUCCUGAGGCUCUGGAAUGCUUGGGGGGACCAGAAGCCCUUCAUACAGUUUGCUUUGGUAAAAACCAGCGAUUUUGUCCCUCAGCCUUGCAAAAAGGGCAAAUCAAAGGGAGCCAAGCCAAAGCGAUGGGAGCAGGGUCCCACUCUUUACUCUCAGUCCCUGCCAGUGGAGAGGCAGAAGCGCAUAGUGAAGAAAGCUUUUCGGAAGCUGGAGAAACUCCACAAGGAGAGCAAGAGCUCCCCAGGCACUGAUGAGAUAGACCGGAUGGUCCAACUGAUUCUCACACAGGAUCACACCAUCCGGGAACAGAUCCAGCGAAUGAGGGACCUAGAUUUGGAGAUCGAGCGCAUUGAGUUUCAGGUGCAGAAGGAAGAGGAGCUUGAUGGUCCAAUGACUCGGCCUCGUGCUCAGAGUUUAGAUGGGCAUGCUGAGAGGCAGCUGCAGGAGUACCUGUACACCAUUGAUGGAGUGGAUCAGCUGGACCUGCAGGUGCAGAGGCACCAGGAGCUUAUCCUCCAGCUGUCUCAAGAUAUUGACGCUGAACUGGGGAGAGUUGACAUGGUGUGGCCAGAAAACCAAGACGAGGACCUUCCACAAGAAGGGGCCACAGCUGCUUCCUUGCUCUCCUCUGAGACAGACUCACCACUCUAUGUUGAGGAACUGGAGAAGCUGCAGUCUGAAUUACAACACAGUCUGUUUUCUGGUGUAUCCCUUCACAACCUAACCACAGAGCUAGACAAGGAACUGAAAUAUUAUGAAGCUAUGUUGGUCUCCAAGGACAAUGAGUUAUGGCAGCUGGCUUCCCAGCUGAACUCAAUGCAGCUGGAGGACAGUGCAGAGGAAAAGCCUGGUCCUGUAGCUCAGAAAGGACAGGUUUGGUCUAGUGUCUCACAGGCAGUGAAACUCAAACACAGCCUGUCUCCUACAGAUAUUACAGACACAGACUCAGACACUGGAAUUAGCUCCACUCACAGUCAGGACUCUCUGUCACCCGGUCUCGACUUUCCUCCCCCCCUGGACACAGACGUUUGAACAACCCAGCUGGCUCAGCUUCAUCAUGCUGCAAUGUGCACUAGUUUGUUAUAUAUAAGAGCUGGUGUCAAAGCCAUUUUGGUAAAAAAAAUAAAAAUCAGAUUAGCUGAGUACCUGAGUUCAAAGAUGUCUUUAAUGAGGUUAUUUUCACCCACUUAGUUAAACUGACCACUUAAUAUUAUUGAUAAUCUGUUCUAGUUUGUAAUUAGGGUGAUUAUGCAGUACCUGCCCUGCUGAAAGUUUUUGAACUAUCUAUGAGGCUGCACUUGCUAAUAUACACUUAUAAGUCUAUCACUGAUGUUUUAUAUUAAAACAAGCAGCAGAUUGUUGCGAAUGUAGAAUUUAGGAUUGUUCCAAAUUUAUUAUAACUCUCCUUUCCAUGAAAACUGUAAAUAAGAUAUCAUUUUAUUACUGUAUCAAAUUUAUAUCAUGACACAUGCACAGUUUUUUUAUAGACAAUUUGUUAUAACCCCUAAAAGGAACAAAAUAUUUAUUUAUCAAGUAAAGGUUGACAGAUUAGAGGUUUUACAUUUAACAAUGGCCUACUAUUUCUUUUGAAACAUUUGUUUUAAUCUUUUAGAAUUGCUGCCAUGUUGCCUGUGAUCAAACAUAGACAUUACGUACCAAAAGACUACAUUUCAGAUCUUUCUCUCUGUCUAAGAGAUUUAGUCUACUGUUGUGUUGAGCCUAUUUUUUUAGAAAAUGACUAUGAAAGAUGUAAAAGGUAAAUUGUACACAGUUUAAACAUGAACAAUAAAGACUAAUACUAAUGUCACAAAA